Sycon ciliatum is the source of this 1353-nucleotide messenger RNA. RefSeq lists its product as uncharacterized. The record is from RefSeq and is a predicted model, not a curated record. Lineage: Eukaryota; Metazoa; Porifera; Calcarea; Leucosolenida; Sycettidae. The coding region runs from base 1 to 1353 and encodes 450 amino acids. The transcript has a single exon.
AUGGAUGCACUCAACACUGACACCACUAACGCGCUCAGUGAGGCAUACUUGAGAUGGAGAAAGGUACCCAUGUCCGAAAGGCCUAGGUUACCUGUACCUCGCCAUGUGCCUCAACGCAAACUCGAUCAGGUGACAUCACUUGUGAACAAAGUAAUCCCUGGAGUGAUCAACACCACUAGUAAAAACAAAGAUCUUCAAAUGGAAGAUCUCAAUUGCUUAGUAUAUGUUGCUGCUCGAUGUUCCUUGACCAGAUGUGGCAUUUCCUUGUCUGAGACGAACGGUGAAAACGCUAGUGGCAAGCCGGCGAGCUCGCGACCACCGGAACCGAUUUGGUUAGUAAAAUCGCGCAACAAAGCGAAGAAAUUACGGGCAGAUAUAUCUCGACUAACAAUGAUGUUGAAAAACCCUGCUGUCAAGCACCAACGGUUCUUUACUCAGUACGGAAUAUCCAACACUUCCCAGAUUGGAUACGCCCUGGAACAGAGGAAGCUGGAAUUGCUUGCGCUAGCGGAGAGGACAAGACGUGAUAAACACAUCUGGGAGAGCAGGAGAGCUAACACACUAUUCCGCACAAAUGAGAAAGAAUUCUACCGUAGACUGAGAAAGGAACCGGAGCAGCAGCAUCCCGGGGAAAUACCGAGUGAGGGUGCCGUAUUCGAGUUCUGGUCUGGUAUACUAGCCAAGCCUGUGCCGUUUGAUGAGUCAUCAGGGUGGUAUCAAGAACAAAGAGUGGAAUAUGAGACUACCAUUGCAGAGGAUGAACCCGUAUCUGUGACUCAACGGGCACUCCAGGACACGCUAGCUAAGGUCAGCAGGUGGAAAGCUUGUGGUGUAGACGCAAUUCAUGGUUACUGGUGGAAAAAAUUAUCUAAUCUACACAUUGCCCUGCGAAUCGCCUUCCAGAAGACCCUUGUCGGUGAUUGGCCAAUUCCGGAAUGGUUGGUGACUGGCCGCACAAUCCUGCUGCCCAAGACGGAGCCACCCACAUCUAACCCAGCCCAAUAUCGCCCUAUCACCUGUCUACCCACACAAUACAAGAUCCUGACAGCCGUAGUUGCUAGUCUCAUGUGGAAACACAUUGACACCAAUUCGAUACUCCCAGAUGAGCAGAGAGGGUGUACCCCGGGAACACUAGGCUGUAAGGAGCAACUUCUUGUCAAUAAGAUGAUAAUGGAGCACGCUCGGCAUAAUAAGCGCAAUAUCUCUGUUGCGUAUAUCGACUUCAAGAAAGCCUAUGACAGCGUUUCUCAUGUAUGGAUUAUUCGGAUGCUGGAGAUGUACAAAUUUAGCCCAACUCUUGUCAAGUUCUUGGAGGCAAGCAUGCAGCUCUGGAAUACGCACAUAAGUUUAUGA